GAGGGGAGGGGAGGGGGGGCGGAGAGGACAGGACAGCGCGGUCCGGUACGGUCCGGUGUGGUGCAGUUGGGACGCUGGACACUCACUUCGACGUGCACGUCUGGGGGCUGUUGGAGGAGGAGAAAGACCACUUGAACCAAGAUGGCUGUGUUAGCCCCGAACUUCUAGCGGAUGUGGCUGUGCUUUUAUUUAUUUAUAUAUGUUUAUAUAUAUAUAUAUAUUAUCGGGUUGUUGUUUCUGACUUGUGGGGCAUUGCACGAUGUCAUUCGCUAUGGAGGAUAACCUGGAGUCGGACUGGGUUGCUGUGCGACCCAACGCUUUCGACGAGAAGGAGAGGCACAAGUUCGUCUUUAUCGUGGCUUGGAAUGAAGUGGAAGGAAAGUUUGCCAUCACCUGUCACAACAGGACUGUUCAGAGGAAGAAGAUUGGGGCAAAGGGGGUCCAGGGGUCACAGGAGCCGUCGGACAGCUCUCCUGUAACGGGCAGCAAGGCCGCAGCUCAGGGGGGGACUGUGAGGAAGAGCCCGACUGGAGAGGGAACCGAGCUGAGAAGUCCUAUCAGAGAAAGGACCAGCAUCCAGAGCCCAACUCGAGGAGACAUUGGGGCCAAGAGCCCAUCCAAAGGGGACAUCAGGGCCAAGAGCCCAGCGCAGGGGGGUAUGACAGUCCCUGAGUCAAUCUCGGGGGAUCCGAAGAUGACAGGUCAUGGAACAGGCAAGACAUGUUUUCUGGACCCUAUUCAAGAUCAUACCCGUGUCCAGGAGUCCACGACUACUGCUGGAGAGGCUGGUGAUCAGACACAGGAUCAGGAGAGUGUGAUGCCGGAUGACUGCAGUUGGGCGGGACUGUUCUCCUUCCAGGAUUUGAGAUUGAUUCAUCAGCAAUUCUGUGCUGUAAAUUCCGAACUGGAGCCCUGUUUACCCGCGUUUCCCGAAGAGACGUCGGGGAUGUGGUCUGUGCUGUUUGGAGCCACAGAGGUGUUUGAAGGGGAAAUGGACUCUCUCUGCUUACAGCUGCAGAUGUACCUCGGCCACGCGCUGGACAUUUGCGGGUGGAAAAUCCUCUCUCACCUACUGUUCACUGAAAGUGAUGACCCCGACGAGUAUUACGAGAGCCUGAGUGAGCUGAGGCAAAAGGGAUACGAAGAGGUGCUCCACAGAGCCAAAAAGCACUUGCAGGAGGUGGGACAACCUAAUUAUUUUUUGUCGUAA
Callorhinchus milii (elephant shark) is the source of this 1210-nucleotide messenger RNA. Its product is annotated as junction-mediating and -regulatory protein-like. Gene Ontology annotation, molecular function: Arp2/3 complex binding; transcription coactivator activity. Gene Ontology annotation, cellular component: nucleus; cytoplasm. The transcript has a single exon. Bases 260 to 1210 code for a protein of 316 amino acids. The record is from RefSeq and is a predicted model, not a curated record. Gene Ontology annotation, biological process: positive regulation of apoptotic process; Arp2/3 complex-mediated actin nucleation; intrinsic apoptotic signaling pathway by p53 class mediator. Lineage: Eukaryota; Metazoa; Chordata; Chondrichthyes; Chimaeriformes; Callorhinchidae.